Messenger RNA from Ictalurus furcatus (blue catfish), 2396 nucleotides. RefSeq names its product PGAM family member 5, serine/threonine protein phosphatase, mitochondrial (gene pgam5). The record is from RefSeq and is a predicted model, not a curated record. The transcript is spliced from 6 exons. NCBI's taxonomy places the organism in Eukaryota, Metazoa, Chordata, Actinopteri, Siluriformes, Ictaluridae. Gene Ontology annotation, biological process: positive regulation of mitochondrial fission. Bases 323 to 1183 code for a protein of 286 amino acids. Gene Ontology annotation, cellular component: mitochondrion.
AGGAGAAAACAAGGACUUUUAUUCUGUCGUUGUGUUCUGCGGUUCUCCGUGCUCGCGCGCGUCACCUCCUGAAGUUCCGUGUUUGGUAGAGAAAGAAAGAGAGAGAGAGAAAUAAAGAGAGAAAGAAAGAAAGAAAGAAAGAGAGAGUCCAGCUCCGCUUUAAUCACGGAUCUGUAACGGUUUCUGAAGGAGCUGCGUGUUUACUCGGUGUUUUAGGAAACCGGAAGUGGCAGGCGUCACGCGCUGCUGAGCUAGAACCACCUGAAUCCGGGGCGCGCAGUGAGUUAUAACGCGUCCUCCAGGCGUUAUUAGAGCCGCGGUGAUGUCGUUCCGCAGGGCGGUGAAGCUGGUGUGCGGGGUCGCGGGAGGAUCUGCGGUGGUGGUCGCGUGCGCGUAUUUGGCGGAUAGACACCGGGAGGUUGUGCGGUUUAACCCGGGACUCAGUGGCGUCCUGCAUGCAGCUCAACCCAGCGCCUAUAACUCCCACAGCUGGGAUUAUAACUGGGAUAAGAGAGAGCCGUCCUCCGUCACCAGCACGAAGAGGAGAGGAAGCGUGGGAGACGAGAACGGCGUGGAGGCGGAGAACAACAAACCCACAGCCACGCGCCACAUCUUCCUCAUCAGACACUCGCAGUACAACCUGAACGGCAGCAGCGACAAGGAGAGGAGGCUCACGCCCUUAGGUCGUGAUCAGGCGGAGCUGACGGGACAGAGGUUGGCGUCUCUCGGGCUGAAAUACAACAUGCUGAUCCACUCCAGCAUGGCACGGGCCACCGAGACGGCUCAGAUCAUCAGCACACACCUGCCGGGAGUGGAGAUGGUGAGCUGUGAUCUGCUGCGAGAAGGAGCUCCGAUUGAACCUGUUCCUCCUGUCAGUCACUGGAAACCUGAGGCUGUGCAGUACCACGAGGAUGGCGCUCGAAUCGAGGCGGCGUUCCGGCGCUACGUCCACCGAGCCGACCCCAAGCAGAAGGAGGACAGCUACGAGAUCAUCGUCUGUCACGCUAACGUCAUCCGCUAUUUUGUGUGCAGAGCUCUGCAGUUUCCUCCUGAGGGCUGGCUGCGUUUGGGGCUGAAUAACGGGAGCAUCACGUGGCUCACGAUUCGUCCGAGCGGCAGGGUGGCACUGCGGGCGCUGGGAGACUCCGGCUUCAUGCCCCCCGACAAAGUGACGCGCACCUGACCCCCCUGAUCCACUUCUGAACCAGAACCGUCCGAAUCAGAACCUGGUCUUUGGCCGCACAGAGAGCACAUUUCCUGUGUUUAGUGAUUCGUAUUCCUGACCACCUGAUGAUUAACUCAUCACAGAACCAGAAGGGCAAAGUGACUCAGUACUGAAUCAUGUCUGAUCUGACUCUGAUUCAGCAUUGGUUCAUCUUUGUCCUGAACGGUUUCUGGUUCAGUUUUUAUCUCUUUUCCGUUUGGACUCUGACUCGGGUUCAGAGUCAUUUCACGUCUCAUGUUUGGAUUCCGUUUUGGUGCCUACACGGUUCUGAUCCGAUUCUGAUUCACAGUAUCCGAUCUGAUUCAGAUUUCGUUCUUUUCUCUAUUCCGAUUUGGUCCUGAUUUGGUUCUAGAGUGAUUCCGAGCACUCGGUACGUUCGGCUGCUCAAACCCGAAUCCCGGUCUGAAGUUUGUACCAUUCGAAGCGAUUAAAUCUCUUCAGCACGUUGUGACAGAUCUGCGGUAUAUCUGAUCAAAUCCCUGUCCUGAAUUCUCCUUGGCUUAACUCCUUCAGUGUGUUUACAGCGUGUUUACAGCGUGUUUGUGUUGUGGUGGUGGUGUGUGUGUGUGUGUGUGUGGGUACAGUAUUGGUGUUUUUAUAUCCUAUUGUACGAGUCUGGAUUAACGAGGAAGCGUUAGUGAUUGUUCUUCCUGAAUGCAGACUCGGUUCAUAAACGAGAGAAAACCAGCAUGGUGUUUAUAUUUAUCUGGAUCUGUUUAUUUCACUUUAGAACCCCGAUCGGGACGCUUUUCAGGAAAUACCGACUCCUGAUCGUUCUUUUUAAACAGCGAGGUGCAGAAACACAUAAAAACCCAGAGGCCUUGAUGUGGAUCAGGAGAUCUGCUCGUCUGUCCCUCAAUCCCAUAAUGCUCUUCAGAGAGCGUGAACAUGCGACGAGGGAAAAUCCCAAAUCUCGCGCUCCUCCGGCGUUCCGUCAGUUCAGUGAUUUUAUUUUAAUCCAGAUGUUUCAUGUCUCGGUCAGUAUCAGCACACACCUCGACCUUAAAUCCAGAUGUUGUUCUGAAAGCCAGCACUCGGGGUGUGUGAGAUGUCAUGUACGGAUCGCGCUCGUCAGCAGGAGAACACGGCCGGGAUUGGGAUCAGUCAUGUCUGGACACUUUGUUGCAGUUUUCUUUGUUGUGACUUCAAUUAAAUUCUAACUUCAGAUUCA